UUGCUAGCCAGUACUUCACAGCUGUCAACCUGAGUGGCAAGUAGCAGCUACUGUGAGUAGCUUCUGUGCACUAUGAAGAAUUUUUCAUUUCCUAUGCAGGAUAACACACAUCAGACCGAGAGUCCUUCUCACAGAUUCCUGAGUUUGACAAAUCAGUCAGAUGCUGUUGGAAGACCAGAAAGAGACGAGCAAUUAGCUCAAGUAGAGAUCGCUGUACUGGGGGUCAUAUUUCUGACAGCGUCUGUGGGCAAUGUUAUUCUCAUACUGGUGCUGUGGCGAAGAAGAAAGAAGCUGUCUAGGAUGUAUGUGUUCAUGCUUCACCUCAGCAUCGCUGACUUAGUGGUAGCCUUUUUUCAAGUGCUGCCUCAACUUAUUUGGGAUAUUACAGAUGUUUUCAUAGGGCCAGAUUUCUUGUGCAGAACUAUCAAGUAUCUACAAUUGCUGGGCAUGUUUGCCUCUACUUAUAUGAUAGUGGUCAUGACAGUGGACAGAUAUCAAGCGGUUUGCUACCCUAUGGUCACCUUUCAAAAGAAGAGAGCUCUCUGGAAUAUCCCCAUUUGCACCAGCUGGUCUAUAUCACUAAUUCUUAGCCUGCCACAGGUAUUUAUCUUUUCUAAGACUGAAAUAUCUCCAGGUAUCUUUGAAUGUUGGGGUGAAUUUAUUCAGCCGUGGGGCCCGAGGGCAUAUGUGACUUGGAUUUUUCUAGUGAUAUUCUUCAUUCCCUCAGCCAUUCUUGUCACAUGCCAGGUUAAGAUUUGCAAAAUAAUAAAAAGAAAUAUAUAUGUGAAAAAGCAGAAUGAAUAUGAAGUAACAAAUCAGAAGGAAGUCCUGCCAUCCCGAGCAAGCAGUAUGAACUGUAUUUCAAAGGCUAUGAUCAAGACUGUAAAAAUGACAGUGGUGACUGUUGUUGCCUAUGUUCUCUGUUGGUCACCUUUCUUCAUUGCACAGCUGUGGUCUGUGUGGUUCCCCAGUGUCGUGACCGAAGGUUCAGCAUUCACCAUUAUCAUGCUCCUUGGCAAUUUAAAUAGUUGCACCAACCCAUGGAUUUACAUGUAUUUCUGUGGCCACAUUCCAUAUUGCACAAAAAAGCAGAUGGAGAACACUUCGGCUCAAGAGGAAUCAGUGAUCACGGGGAGCAUUCAUCUCAUAGACAGAGACACAGAGGAAAAUAGUACUUCUGCGUAAAUGUUGACUGCUUUUUGUUGUUUUGUAACAUUUGCUGUGUUCACAACACAUAUUGUUGUUUUACCACGAUCCCUUGUUUUGUGGAUAAGGAGGCUGGAAAAUUGUCUUUUGCUGUAUAAAUAUAUUUCUCUGCAGUUCUGUAGCAUAUACAGGAAGUUUCUGUGUUGUGCAAGCCUGAGUCAGUACUUCCAUCACCACUGUGUUGCCAGAAUGAAUCCUUGGAAGGACUGACAAAGAGACAAAAAUAAUAUCUUAGAUAUUUUGUGUCCUAAAAGUACUUUCUCGUCUGUGAUUCUGGAUUUCUAAGUAGCAAAAUUUUACAACUAAUUGGUCCAACAAAUUUAAACAUAACUGGAAAGAAUUCUGACAUAAUUGGUUUUGAAUAUGUUUUCAAAUUGAGCUGUAAAUUGUUCAUCAUUCUGGUGUGACUAGGAGAAAGUCUGGCAAGUCUUGAGAAAGCAGCAGAAAUCAGAAAAUUCUUCUGCUCACUAUUAUUAACACUUGAUUUAAAUUAACUCCCUAUAUACAUUUAGAAAAUGCUGCUCAGCUUAAAAGAUUAAAAUUUAAAUAAAUUAAUUCUCCUCUUGCCACUUAACACCUACUUCAGUUUCAAAUGCCAUUGUGGACCACAGGUAUCAGCAGCAUAGUAGCAGUCAAGGUUUGUGGCUUGACACCAUGGGAUUUGAUCCCCCAUGCAUCCCCUGAUGUGCAAGCAGUUAACAGGAUGCACCCCCCACCCCCACCUCCC
Messenger RNA from Colius striatus (speckled mousebird), 1933 nucleotides. RefSeq names its product [Arg8]-vasotocin receptor. Bases 73 to 1185 code for a protein of 370 amino acids. Gene Ontology annotation, cellular component: membrane. The transcript has 2 exons. Gene Ontology annotation, molecular function: peptide binding; vasopressin receptor activity. NCBI's taxonomy places the organism in Eukaryota, Metazoa, Chordata, Aves, Coliiformes, Coliidae. Gene Ontology annotation, biological process: regulation of systemic arterial blood pressure by vasopressin; G protein-coupled receptor signaling pathway; positive regulation of vasoconstriction. The record is from RefSeq and is a predicted model, not a curated record.